Olea europaea var. sylvestris is the source of this 1638-nucleotide messenger RNA. RefSeq names its product NAC domain-containing protein 43-like. Gene Ontology annotation, molecular function: DNA binding. Gene Ontology annotation, biological process: regulation of DNA-templated transcription. The record is from RefSeq and is a predicted model, not a curated record. The transcript is spliced from 3 exons. Lineage: Eukaryota; Viridiplantae; Streptophyta; Magnoliopsida; Lamiales; Oleaceae. Bases 440 to 1489 code for a protein of 349 amino acids.
GGGGUUGGGGUCCGCCCGUCUGGUCACGUUGCCACCCCUAGCGUUUCAUACAUAAAUUACUCUUAAAAACAUGUCACAAUGAUUUCCUUCCAACGAAAGUGCAAUGUCGCCAGACUCCUCAUCUCUCCGUUGCCUUCCUGUCGUUGGGAUUGAUAAUUGAUUCCAUAUAAAAUGAGUAGAGAGAGAAUUUUGAGAGAGAGAGAGUGAGAAUGGUGGUUUAGAAAGCCUUUGUCGAAGAUAGUAAGGUCUCGGGUCACAGGAGCCAUCAAGUGGGACCCCUAAUGUAACCGUUACCAAAAGUAUCCAUGCUAUUCGGGUCCUACCCGACCCAAUACAGACGCUAUAAAUAUUUUCCCUCCAAUUCAAACUCUCCCUGGGAAAAAGCUGUCCUCUCUUGGUGCUUGGUUGCCAUACUUCUUGAAGUAAACUUGGUUUUGACAUGAAUGUAUCAGUAAAUGGUGAGUCUAAUGUGCCUCCUGGAUUCCGUUUCCAUCCAACUGAAGAGGAACUCCUACACUACUACUUGAGGAAGAAAGUAGGGUACGAGAAGAUUGAUCUCGAUGUAAUUCGAGAUAUCGACCUUAACAAGCUCGAGCCAUGGGACAUUCAAGACAAGUGUAAAAUAGGAUCUACACCUCAGAAUGAUUGGUACUUCUUCAGUCAUAAAGACAAGAAAUACCCAUCUGGAACUCGAACUAACCGUGCAACUGCUGCCGGUUUCUGGAAGGCAACCGGUCGGGAUAAAGUCAUCUACAGCAAUUUGAAAAGAAUUGGAACACGAAAGACUCUCGUGUUUUACAGAGGGAGAGCUCCACAUGGGAAUAAAUCGGAUUGGAUCAUGCAUGAAUACAGGCUCGAUGACAACACUACUCAUGAUCCCAUCAUUGCCAGUAAUACUGUGGGAGACUUGGUGCCGGAAGAUGGUUGGGUGGUAUGUCGCGUCUUCAAGAAGAAAAACUACCACAAGGCUAUACAAAAUCCUUCCACUUUAAUCAACUCGAACAACAAUAAUGAUGUUCUUGAUCAGAUAAUCAUGUACAUGGGAAGAUCAUGCAAGCAACAGCAAAAUGAAUCAAACUUCAACAGCAACAAUAACGAGCAAUAUGACGGUUUCAUGCAUACGGAAAGUCCAAGUACCAAGUCACAAGCCAAGAACUCACCUUACAAUGAAGAAGAUUGCAGCUUUAAGGCCUUUGACGAUACCAUAACAGCAAUCGAACCUUCAUGCACAAAUCAACCUGGGGAUUAUAGCCACAGAAACGCUUUUGAUUAUUCGAAAAUUGGGUUGAUUGACUGGGCUGCACUCCACCCACUGGAUCAGCUCAUGAAUGGCGAAACAUCUGAGCAAUAUUCCAGCUCUGCCUAUGGUGAUCCCUACCAAGACUUGUCUUUUUCACUUGAUCAAUUGGUGAACACACGUACAGGUACAACAAAUCAAACUUCUCAAGUUUCAAGCCCUGAGACAGAUCGUUGGGGCCAUGCUCGAUAAUCACAGAGUACAUAGAAUGAGAGAGAAUUUUAAAUAAUAUAUGAACUGAUUUACAUAAAUACAGAUAUUUUGCUGUACAAAUUAAUAGAAUGGAAUAUCUAAUAUUGGAGCCUGAGAUGUCAAACAUUGUAUUGUUUUAUAUUUACCUA